AUGCCGCCCAUCACCAUCCGUCCGCCAACAUUCUCGCCCGCCAAAGCACCAGCGGGAUAUCAAAACCCGACCAUCCCCUGGCUCAGUGAAACAUGGCACGUCACCCACAGCACGCUGCCCAUGUGGAAGAGCAAGAAGAAUGUGCGGAUUCAAUAUACUCCCAUGGAGCCCUCGGCGCCUUCCAUCCCUAAAGAUCAGACCGACCGCAUCGAUGAUCUGGUCACCUAUCAAAGCGCCGAUGCCACAACGGACAAGAUCUCCUCGAUUCGCGGGAUUGAUAAAGCUGCGGUGGGAGAUAGCAGAGGCGAGUGGGAUUGGCGCGGUAAAGGAUGGUUGAUGAUUGCGAGCAGUCAUUGGGAGGUCCUUGCGUGGGGAGAGGAAGGCGGUAGUGGCAACAAGUAUGUGGUUACCAUGUUUGCGAAGACGUUGUUCACUCCCGCGGGUAUCGAUGUCUACUCGCAGAACAGCGCGGGUGUGGCGGCUGAGACGUUGGAGAGUAUCAAGGAGGGAUUGGCUACUGUGGAYGAUGAUGUGGUGAAAAAGACGGCGGUCGAGUUGUUUGAGAUCAAGCGCGAUGAUACCCGGAAGGAUUGA
Molecule: messenger RNA, 594 nt
Organism: Ramularia collo-cygni
Lineage: Eukaryota; Fungi; Ascomycota; Dothideomycetes; Mycosphaerellales; Mycosphaerellaceae
Exons: 1
Coding region: 1-594 (197 amino acids)
Source: RefSeq, a predicted model, not a curated record